Molecule: messenger RNA, 2048 nt
Organism: Liolophura sinensis
Lineage: Eukaryota; Metazoa; Mollusca; Polyplacophora; Chitonida; Chitonidae
Product: tetratricopeptide repeat protein 23-like
Molecular function (GO): protein binding
Source: RefSeq, a predicted model, not a curated record
AACAGAUGCGCGGUUAUUGGCGAAAAAUCCCUCAUUAACUACGUCUGACUCUGAUCUAGUCCUGAGACAACCUUAAGCAAGAUGAGUGAGGAGGACGCACCGGCCGGAGAAACAGAGCUGGGCAUGGCACCAAUUGUUGACAUUCCUGGAGGCAGGGGAGAUAACCAAAGGCGGGUCCAGAGUCCUGCAGUCACCCCAGAGAACACAGAUGAUGAGGGAGAUCUGGAAGGAUCUGAGGUGUCUAGUAACCAUAGUAACCCAAUCUCAGCACGGGAACGACGACGGCGUAGAACCCAUGCCAAAGGGAAAAAUGGUCGCUCAGGAAUUGACAUGACUCCGCCAGAUAAAUUGUUACGAGAGGCCGGAAGGCGUGCCAGGAAAUAUGCCCAGCAGAAAAAGGUGGAUCAUUCCAUCCAUGAGUACAUCAGAUGUACAGCUCUGGCGCAGAUAGUGCAUGGUCCCAAUCACUGGAGAGUGGCCAAGUCAUACGCAGACCUGGGGGAGGCAUAUUUUACACAGAAGGGUUACACUGCCCAGACUCAGUACCACUGUGAGCGGGGACGUGACAUCAUGCUGAGUGGGGUACACACCUCAUCCUCAGACCAGGAGAAAGCUGACAUCUAUGCUACCCUGACCAAAAUUUACCUCACCUUGGGGAAAGCACUUACUCAGAUGAAGAAAUAUAAAGAAGCUGAACAGUCCCUCAAGAAAGCCGACAAAGUGAUCGGAGAGAGAGGCCAGCUGUCAUGUGUGAGUGACGAGGAAUGUGAUCAGGUGGAGAUAGAACUGUCAUUAGCUCAGGCCAGGUUGUUCAGCGCCCAGAAGAAGAUCGCCCUGGCACAGAGCCGGUACGGGGAGGGCCUGGAGCAGAUACAGCGCUCCCUGGGGGAUGAUCACAUUGACCUGAUUCCAGUCUACCAGGAAAUGGGCAAAUUGGAACAGAUGAAGGGGCGCCAUGCCAACCACGACCAUGCCAUUGAAAUGUUUCUACAGGCGCACUCAGUGGCAGCUGCAAAUUACAAGGAGGGAAGUUUGGAACUGCAGGACACGGCUCUUGCUGUCGCUAAGGCAUACGCAUCAACAGGCAAAGAGGAGGCAGAAGCCUCCGCGGAGAGUUACCUGAUCGAAUGCUUGGCUGUCUGCACCACAGGCUUUGGCCCUGGACAUCCCAAGACUUUACAGGUGCAGGACGAGCUAGCCAGGCUGUAUGGACGGACGGACAGACAGGAGGAGGCGCUUUCAAUUCUCCGCUCCACCUUACCCCACAAGUGUGAGGCGUUUGGGGAUUACUCAGAGCAGGUGUCUGACACACACAAGCUGAUGGCCUCUAUCCACCUCUCCCAGGGAAACAUUGAGCGUGCUCUCCGUUUUUACAAAAAGUGUCACAAUGUGGAGAGUUUGGUGUUGGGGACGAAUCAUAGGAAAACCAAAGACACGCAGCGCACAAUGGACAUUUUGAUGGCAAGCCCAAACAUUUCCCAUAAGUUUGUGUUGUCCAAACAAGACGAGCUUGAUAAACGGCCAAGAUUCAACGCAGUUGUCAACAGAAGCAGUCCCGUGGUUGGAACAAAAUCUUAAAAUGUAUUUUUUCUAAACUGGACUAUGUGAAAUUGAUAUAUUUAUAAACAUAUUUAUUUACAUCACUUUAGAUAUACUUCUUACAUUCCCAUCCUGAAGUUAACAUUUUGAGUUUCAACUUAGUGAAGUAAAAUUUUACCAUCUGUAGUUAGUUUAAAAACCAUUUUCAUGGGCUAUAAAAGUAGUGGUACAACAGGAGAAGCAACACAACAUGUGGUUAACCAAAACUUGGUUUCGUGAUUAAAUAUGUGUAGUUGGCAGAGUUUUGGCACAGCACCAUUUUCUGUUCAUACAUCAGAGGGUUAUUUUUACAGCGAGCAUAAUAACAAAUGUUAUUGCAUUACCUGAUGAUUUUUAGAGCAUUUUAAUCUGAAAUUCGCCUGGCAACGCAUCCACACAUUUUACCGUGUUACAGUUGAGACUUGUAAUAAGAUUUUCUGGUGAUUUUGGUAUGUCUUAAUCUGACAUUC